GUCACGCUACGCCGAGUUCCAGUUCAACUGCCAGCCAUCCCUGCAGACGGCAAGCGGCUGCCGGCAAGACAGCUACACUGCCUGUCUGCUGGCUUACACGGGGAUCAUCGGCAGCCCCAUCACGCCCAACUACAUCGACAACUCAACUUCCAGCAUAGCUCCCUGGUGCACGUGCAACGCCAGCGGCAACAGGCAGGAAGAGUGUGAGACCUUUCUGCAUCUCUUCACCGACAACAUCUGUCUCCAAAAUGCCAUUCUGGCCUUUGGCAAUGGGACCUACCUGAAUGCAGCUGUGGCCCCAUCCAUCCCCCCCACCACACAGAUGUACAAGCAGGAGAGAAAUGCCAACAGAGCUGUGGCAACCCUCAGAGAAAACAUCUUCGAGCACCUCCAGCCCACCAAGGUGGCCGGAGAGGAGAGACUCCUGCGGGGCUCCACUCGUCUGUCAUCAGGGACCUCCAGCCCAGCAGCUCCCUCCCGCUGGGCAGCCCCUCUGCUGCAGAUGUGGCUUCUCCGCGCUCUCGUCGUGCUGCGCUUCCUCGUGAUGUGA
This is a messenger RNA of Apaloderma vittatum (bar-tailed trogon), 550 nucleotides long. RefSeq names its product GDNF family receptor alpha-4-like. The record is from RefSeq and is a predicted model, not a curated record. Gene Ontology annotation, molecular function: glial cell-derived neurotrophic factor receptor activity. NCBI's taxonomy places the organism in Eukaryota, Metazoa, Chordata, Aves, Trogoniformes, Trogonidae. The annotation marks the transcript as partial. Gene Ontology annotation, biological process: nervous system development. Gene Ontology annotation, cellular component: signaling receptor complex; external side of plasma membrane. The transcript has 4 exons.